CACAAUGGACCUCUCCGCCGCUCGCCUCAGCCGCCGCUGGUGCUGCCUCGCCGCCGCCGUCCUCUUCCUGUGCGCGCCCUUCUGCAAGCCAGAUGGUGACGUGCCGGUGCCGAUCGACCCCUUGCCGGGCUUGCCGUGGAGGUCCCUGCGGUGCUUCGACGACGGCCAGGUGUACAGCUGCUGCGAGGGCGCGUACAGGCUGAACCCGUCGGGGAUAAUAGCCGUGCCGCCGGGGGAGGUGGACGACUACUGCGGCGGCGCGUGCGUGGUGGAGACGGAGGACGUGCUCAACUGCGUGGCGAGCGCGCUGGACGGCUUCCGCUUCUACAACGGCGCCUCCGUGGAGGACGCGCGCUACGCGCUCAGGCGGGGAUGCAGCCACACCGUCAAGAGAGGGGACUUCAACGACUUGGAGCCGCAGGUAGGCGACUACCCGGACAUUUAUGGCGACUACAGCAGCGACGGUGGCAAGGCCAACGCCGCUUCUCCACGUUUGCUCGCGUUUCUCGGCGCCGCCGCCACCGCCUGGCUGCUGAUCUGAGGAGACACCGGUGGAUUGCACCAGCGACCUCAAUUCCUCAAAGGCGACGCUGCCAUGGUUCUUAUGUUUGGUUCUCUACCCUAUCAAUUCUUUGUUAGCGCCAAAAUCUAAACAUUUUUGCCAUUAACAAUUUAUUGGUAGGGUGAAUACUGCUAGCUAUUUGGCUUCAAACCAAACCGUCAUAUAUGUACUAUUCAAACUACCAAAAAACUAAGAGGACACUUU
This is a messenger RNA of Oryza brachyantha (malo sina), 766 nucleotides long. RefSeq lists its product as uncharacterized. The coding region runs from base 5 to 541 and encodes 178 amino acids. Lineage: Eukaryota; Viridiplantae; Streptophyta; Magnoliopsida; Poales; Poaceae. The record is from RefSeq and is a predicted model, not a curated record. The transcript is spliced from 4 exons.